AUGGAGCAGAUGAACACUCGCAUUAACGAUCUCUCACUCGACCAGCAACAGGCUGAAUUGAUCCCAGAAGUAUUAGAUCAGCGAUUGCUAGUGGAGAUAGAUGCUUUAUGUGAUCGCUACCUGUGUCCUUACCGAAUGGUCGAUCCUUUGAAAUGUGCAGUGCAUGUGAGCAGCGUUAUGAAAGUUGGUGAUGUCACUACUAUCGCAGUAUCCUUGAAAGAUUCCGAGGGCGAUGGGUGUCGUCUUCAGCAGUGUGUCACUCUAGAGCUUUGCUGCAUUAGAUUUGGGGAGAAGCUCGCUGGAAAAGUUGUAGAGCAGAGUCCCUCAUCCUAUGAAUCACGUAUCUCUCCCAAUGUGCGAACUAGGGGACAAUGUCAGGUAGUAGCGAAGGUGAAUGAUAUAGCCAUUGGAAGUAAGCCAAUUGCUGUUUUGGUGGAGUGCCCACCUCACAUGUUGGGUGAACCGGUGCACAUAAUCAACGAUAUCCAACAGCCAGGGUGUCUGAAGAUCUACAAUACGCGCAUGUUUUGCCGAACAGCAGAAGGAGUCUGUAUUUUAGACCUGGAGAACAUCAACAAGCCACUGGUUAAGAGUGGAAUUUUCCCAAGAGAUGGAAAAAUCGAGAGCUGGUGGCCAUCAGAAAUGCUUGUUUAUGGUACACACUUGCUUGUUAGUGACCCAAGGAACGGCAAAGUGCACAAGUUCAGGCUUGAUGGGCAAUAUGUAAGGUCUACAGCGACAAACAAGGACAACCUUCAGACUCCCAAUGGCCUUAGCAUGUCCCCGAGUGGCAUGCUCUAUGUAUGUGACAGUGACAGACACUGCAUCCAUGUGUUCAACCCUGACCUUACCUUUUCUUCUACUUUUGGAUCCCAUGGAAGCAUACCAGGGCGCUUCUGUUGGCCUGACAACAUUGCUUUUGAUUCCAGCGGAAACUUCUACGUUACGGACUACAGCAAUGACCGUAUUCAGUGUUUUUCACACAAUGGUACUCUCAAAUGGUACACAGAAACAACAGCAGGUCUAAAGGAACCGAAUGUUAUGCACAUCGUUGAAAACGAGAUAUUUGUUACCGACUUAGGUGGUGUGUCAGUGUUCACCACAGAAGGUCACUUCAUAACUCGCUUUGCUAGCAUGUGUGCCGCUUCAGAAUCAAAAAGUAGUGCUGACGGGAUUGCUAUAGAUUCGGAUGGGUUUGUAUUCGUUUCUGAUACUCCUAGAAAUAGGAUCGUUAUUUUCUAA
Molecule: messenger RNA, 1242 nt
Organism: Geodia barretti
Lineage: Eukaryota; Metazoa; Porifera; Demospongiae; Tetractinellida; Geodiidae
Source: the annotation of a GenBank genome assembly